GGGUGGGCGGGGGAGGGAGGGAGGAAAGAGGAAAAGGAGGAAGCAAGAUGGCGGAGGCUUCCCCGCAGCCGGGACGGUAUUUUUGCCACUGCUGCUCGGCCGAGAUCGCGCCGCGCUUACCGGAUUACAUUUGCCCAAGGUGUGAAUCUGGGUUUAUUGAAGAACUGCCUGAAGAACCAAGAAAUGUUGAAAAUGGGUCCAGCUCCUCAGCCUCAACCAGUGACCAGACCAGACAUCCGUUUGAGAAUGUGGAUCAGCCCCUCUUCACCCUCCCGCAGGGCUAUGGCCAGUUUGCCUUUGGGAUAAUCGACGACAGUUUUGAGUUCCCAGCCUUUGGGUCCAACACACAAACAGAAGAUAACCGCGAUGCUGAGAACAGGCGGGAAAGGGAACAUCAGUCUCGGCACCGAUAUGGAGCCAGGCAACCUCGGGCUCGUUUCACCGCACGACGGGCGGCUGGCAGACAUGAGGGAGUCCCCACAUUAGAAGGAAUUAUCCAGCAGCUGGUCAAUGGAAUUAUAGCACCAACCACGAUACCAAACCUUGGAGUAGGACCUUGGGGAGUCUUGCAUUCAAAUCCCAUGGACUACGCUUGGGGCGCCAACGGCUUGGAUGCCAUUAUUACUCAGCUCCUGAAUCAGUUUGAAAACACCGGCCCGCCUCCUGCAGACAAGGAGAAGAUUCAGGCCCUUCCAACCAUUCAUAUAACAGAGGAACAUGUCGUUUCGGGACUGGAAUGUCCCGUCUGUAAGGAAGAUUAUGAAGUUGGCGAGAGCGUGCGACAAUUACCCUGCAAUCACCUCUUCCAUGAUGGCUGCAUAGUCCCGUGGCUGGAACAGCAUGACACCUGCCCAGUGUGUCGGAAAAGUUUAAGCGGGCAGAACACAGCCACAAAUCCACCUGGACUCUCCGCAAUGAAUUUUGCUUCCUCCUCGUCAUCUUCCUCCUCCUCUUCUUCCUCCAGUUCACCAAGUAACGAAAACUCCGCAAACAACUCAUGAAUCUUUAAAAAAACAAGCAAAAAAAAAAAAUGUCGCCACUCUCAUGCUCUUUUUCUAAUGUCAUAGCCCUUCCAUGCUUCUCCCCACCACCACCACCAGGGGGAAAUCUGUGGGGUGGGGAAACGUCCAGUACAGAGCCGUGGGGAGGGCUGGGAAUGGGAAUCUCCACACACUUCCCCUCAACCAUCAUAACUUCAAGACCCUCUUGACUUCCUGCUCUCUUCCCUCCUGCCCCCCCCAACCUCCCACGUCCCGCCCCAAUGUUUGGUGUUCAAUCUUGCAUUCUCUCAAGGGACAAUGCGGGGCGGGGUGGGGGAAGAACCUCCUCUCUCAACUCUGCUGCUGUGCGGACUCUUAAAACCGGCCCAGCCGCGCCGUGUGACGAGUGGCAGGGAGUCGGAACGCGAACAAGCACUGGAUUUUAAGGGAGAUCGGAGUUCCAAAGGGGGCGUUCUAAAAUGGAUUGUCUAUCCCUUUCUCUCUAUUAUUAUUUUUUUUUUAAAUAUAAUUUUGACGAUGUUUUUUUUUUUUCGUUUUUGUUUUUUGCCCCACUGCCCCGUCCUGCCAUCAGCUCUCUUUUAAGAACUGAUGAUACCGACCUUCGAAAGUAGAAAUGUAAUAGAGAUCCUUCUUUCCUUCCCCUCUUUUUCCCUCUGUGGAUUUUCUGCUGCUGGAGGAGCUGGUGAGGCUCUUUCCUUUAGGCACCAGCAACGAAGGGGGAGCGGGGAGGAAGAAGAGGAAGAGCGGGAAGCGAAUUUAACAAUCAGAGCUACUUCCCGACUCUGCACAGUUCCUCCCUCCUUCCCUCGCCCCCCGCCCACCCUCCCCUGUUACUAACACCGCCCUUUUUGACAAGUCGAUACCGAGAAAGGGGUUUUUAUAAUUUUAAAUUAUUACUGCUGUUAAAUAAAUGGACAUUUCAGCUCUA
Molecule: messenger RNA, 1929 nt
Organism: Pantherophis guttatus
Lineage: Eukaryota; Metazoa; Chordata; Lepidosauria; Squamata; Colubridae
Gene: RNF126
Product: ring finger protein 126
Biological process (GO): protein ubiquitination
Cellular component (GO): cytoplasm
Molecular function (GO): ubiquitin protein ligase activity
Source: RefSeq, a predicted model, not a curated record